This is a messenger RNA of Hyalella azteca, 2908 nucleotides long. Its product is annotated as zinc finger protein 236-like. Bases 218 to 2836 code for a protein of 872 amino acids. The record is from RefSeq and is a predicted model, not a curated record. The transcript has 6 exons. Gene Ontology annotation, molecular function: DNA-binding transcription factor activity, RNA polymerase II-specific; RNA polymerase II cis-regulatory region sequence-specific DNA binding; protein binding. NCBI's taxonomy places the organism in Eukaryota, Metazoa, Arthropoda, Malacostraca, Amphipoda, Hyalellidae. Gene Ontology annotation, biological process: regulation of DNA-templated transcription.
AAAUCUCAUAGGACUUCUGACGAACACAGACACGCGUCAGAAUUCUCCCCUGAGGGAGCGUGCCUAUAAGCUAUACCCAUUAUGUUGCAACGUAGAAGAUGGUGCAAUAAGUCUGUGAAUUGAAGAAUUUCAUGUCAAUUUCAGUUUUUAUGCAGAUUUUAAGUCCGAUUGUUCGUGGAGAGUGUAGGCGACCGUCAUCUCGUUAUCAGUUCCUCGGAUGACGCGGCUACAGGCUCCGCCUCUGAGCUCUGCUCUCCGGGAACUACAGCGUACGGGCGUGCAGUGCGACGUGGAGGUGCAGUUCGGUGCAGCUCGAGCGGCGCUGCAUCGCUGCGUUCUGCUGGCGCGUGCAGCGGCCGUAGCGCGCGUCGAACUAAACACCCUCACAAAAACAGUCAUCACGCUGGCUCCUUAUGAAGAGUCCAUACACGACGUUGCACGUCAAAAUGAAGUUCUCGAGAAUUUCGUCGACUUCAUUUACGGUCUUGAAGUUUCACUAUCCGACGAUGAGCUGCCGUUACUGAAAACAUUCUUGGAGAGCGUGGGGUGUCUGGACUGCUUUGGACGGGGCCUAACCGAGCAUGGAGGAAACUUGAUCAAUUAUGGAGGAAAAGUUUCAAAAGAAAAUGAAUGGGAAUCUCUCACUACCGAAGUAUCAAAUUUCAAUGAAUUCGAUCGUGGAAAAUUAGGAAAUGGUGAAGUGAUUCGAGAUCGGGAAAAAGGCGAAACCGUGUUACCGAAGAAAGAUAGAUGCAAAAUUGCGAAGCCACCUUUUAAUAAAUCAUGUGAAAAUAAUGCCUUGAAUUCAUGGAACAACAAAAAACAUAAAUUUAAUACAAACAAAAGAGUUAAAACUAAGAAACCAUUAACGACUGGAACUUUCAGUUCAAUCAAAAGCUCUCCUGGGCACUCCCGAACAACUAGGUCUGUUAAAGUUUCCCGAACCAGCACUGAUGUUGAAGAAAAUAAAGAUGUUGUGAUGGUCACAGAUGUAUCUGAACUUGGUAAACCUACUUCAUCUGACGAAAAUAUUUCCUUAGACAAAAAAACCACUUUUGACUAUAAUAAUUUGCCAAACUUGUUAUCGCAGCUCCCUCAUUCAUUAAUUAAGUUUGAUAACUCCGAAUAUUUAGAGCAAAAUAGCAAAGUUCAUUGUGCUAAUUAUUUUGCUGAUUCGAAAGAAAAGAAUUCAUUUCAUGCUGCACCUCCAGAGGAAGAGCAUCGAAAUUCAACUAAUUUUCACGAUAUUCCCGAUUUCGCUGUGGUAUUCUUAGAUGCCUUAAAAUUUUCUUCACUUUUAAAUAACAACGAAUGCAGAAAUUCAAUUCGUGUAGAGUCACCAGCCAGAAGCGAAUUAUCUACAACUGCCCCAUAUUUUGAAGAAUUUACGAAAGAUAUUCCGCCUAUUGUUGUGUUGGAUAUUGAACCGGACGGUGAAUUUUCUACACUGGAUAAUGGAAUUUCAAAGGGACUCGUGGCAGAGUUCCCGGCAGCUCCGUAUUCUUCGGAGUCGCAAGUUGAUGAAGAGAACCUAAGUUUAUCCUGUAGAGAGAGAUUAAAUCAACGAUCUUUUGUAAAUACAGACGCAUCCAAAACCCAGAUGCUUUCAUUUUUUAGCGACGCUCGUACUCCUAAAAACACUCUUUACAUUACUGGAAAUUUACCAGCAACAUUCGUCUCACCAAACAACAUUCCUACUAAUGAAGGCAAGAUGCUCACAUCAGUGGACUGUGACGUUGACAGUGACGUACCGGAGACCUAUGACGUACCGGAGACCUAUGGCGGUGUGUCGUCUUCGGCGCAGGGGAGCCUGCAGUGCAACGAGUGUAACGUCUCUUUCAGGAAGUGCUUGGAUCUGGUCAAACAUGUCCUUGCUUACAAUCACUUCUCGGUCAUUUGUCCCAUUUGCCUCGUUAAGGCUUCGGACCGUGAAGAUCAGCGCCAGCAUUUCGUCCUGCACGACUCGCCGCUGCCGUUUUUCUGCCAAAGCUGCGACCUGCGUUUCCGGACGCGAGCUCACCUCGCCAUGCACGCACCCAAACACUCCAACGCGAAGCCGUUUUCAUGCCCGGAAUGCAGUCGUGCGUUCAAAUGGCGUCACGCGCUACAGGCGCACAUGCUCACACACCGCGCCAUGGGACAUCUUCUGUGCGACGUGUGCGGGUUCUCGUCUAACUACAUCACGACGUUCAAGGCGCACCUGCAGCAGCACUCGGGCGAGGCGUUCUCGUGUACCCAGCCAGGCUGUAGCUUCAAGGCGUUCAGGAAAGACAACCUCAAAGCCCACCUUGCCACGCAUUCAAACGUUCGACCUCAUCAGUGCGAGGUGUGCGGAACUUCGUUCUCGCUCGCCCGCAAUCUUCGUCGGCACAUGAAAGUGCACUCGUCUCUUCGUCUGCAGUGCUCGUCCUGUCCAUUCACGACCACGCGCGACGACAAACUUAGAUGUCACGUCACCACCAAACAUUGUGUUGUCAACGAUGCGUCGGAGUCUCGAACAAAAGCUACGCUCAACUUUGACCUUGAGCCCACUCUGAAUUCUGUUCAGAGUGACUCUUUUUCCGCCUUAAGCCAGUUUCAAUUACCAAGUAAUUCCAUAGCCCUAAAAAAGCGCAGUCUAAAAACUAGGCGGAAAAUCAAUGCCGUUCUCAGAAGUGCUCCGGUAAAACUAAGUAGGACCAAUCACUUUUUGCCCUCUGGCAAACGAAAGCUGCGACCUAUUUUUCCGAAGCCACAGACACUCUCGGUCGAUUCUAUGGCUAUUGUUACGCAAAAUAAUGACAGCUUAGGAACAGGAAACAUCGUUUUCGUGGAGAAAAAUGUAGAUCUGGUCUAAUCCUCGUGUUCUUAUAGGCAUUAAUACAACGCUUUGUUGAUCUUAAAGGUGUCUAAAAUAAUUGAUAUGAAA